This is a messenger RNA of Benincasa hispida (wax gourd), 513 nucleotides long. RefSeq lists its product as uncharacterized. NCBI's taxonomy places the organism in Eukaryota, Viridiplantae, Streptophyta, Magnoliopsida, Cucurbitales, Cucurbitaceae. The record is from RefSeq and is a predicted model, not a curated record.
AUGCACCUCGACGACGCUUUAUGGGCAUAUAGGAUAGCUUACACAACUCCCAUCGAGACGAUGCCCUACAAGCUUAUCUAUGGUAAGGCAUGUCAUUUACUAGUCGAGAUCGAGCACAAAGCCUACUGGGCAGUGAAACAGUGCAACAUGAGCUUAGCCCAAGCUAGUGAAGAAAGGCUUCUUGAACUGCAAAAGUUAGAAGAGUUGAGGCUUGAGGCUUACGAGAACUCUAGGAUCUACAAGGAAAAAACCAAACUAAUUCAUCAUAAGGGUCUCGUGAGGAAAGACUUCAGGGUUGGUCAAAAGGUUUUGCUUUUUGAUUCAUACCUCCAGCUCAUGCUAGGUAGGCUUAAAUCCAAGUGGCUUGGACCAUUUGAAAUUGUUAACAUUUUUCCUUAUGGUACAAUGGAUAUUAGAAGCUUUGAGACAAAGAAGGAAUUUAAGGUUAAUGGAUACCAUCUCAAAAUUUUCAAUGAAGGGGAAGUGAACCUUGCUCGCUUGGCUUGGUUUUGA